Molecule: messenger RNA, 366 nt
Organism: Cokeromyces recurvatus
Lineage: Eukaryota; Fungi; Mucoromycota; Mucoromycetes; Mucorales; Mucoraceae
Product: NUDIX hydrolase domain-like protein
Exons: 2
Biological process (GO): diphosphoinositol polyphosphate metabolic process; adenosine 5'-(hexahydrogen pentaphosphate) catabolic process; diadenosine hexaphosphate catabolic process
Cellular component (GO): cytoplasm; nucleus
Molecular function (GO): diphosphoinositol-polyphosphate diphosphatase activity; bis(5'-adenosyl)-hexaphosphatase activity; bis(5'-adenosyl)-pentaphosphatase activity
Source: RefSeq, a predicted model, not a curated record
GAGUAUAGUAUGACGCCAAGACAUGGUCAUGGUUGUGAUGUGUUCGAUGAACAAGGCAUUCGACAAGUAGCUGGUUGUUUACCUAUUGACCCUAUCAAUAAACGAUUUUUAUUAGUCUCUUCUUCAGGUAAUCCUGGAGCUUGGGUGAUUCCUAAAGGUGGUUGGGAAAAGGAUGAAACACAAAAACAAGCUGCAAUGAGAGAGACAUGGGAGGAAGCAGGUGUGAAAGGAGUUAUUACUAGACAUAUUGGUGUUUUUGCUGAAAAGACAAAGACAGGUGUAAAGGCGCAUCAUUGGAUUUAUGAAAUGGAAAUUAAAGAAGUAACUAAGAAUUUUCCAGAACAAAAGAAAAGAGAAAGACGUUGG